AAGAGGAGGAGGAGGAGCAGCUGCCGGAGCCUCAGUUGGUGCUGGAUCCGGAUUCGGAAUUGGUGCAGCAGCAGGGGCCUAGUGACCCCCAUAAGGUUGAGGACUCGGCGGAAGGCACCACCGGAGGAUGCGGAAGAGAGCUGAAGCCUGAGAGAAAAGAUGGCAGGAGUGAUGACAGCGGCGCAGCAGCGACUUCGACGGCGGCAGAGGCAGCAGCAGCAGCCGGUUCGGCGUGUUGUUGUAGCAGUAGUACGGCGGCAGAAGGCGGAUGUACGACAACACCAGCAGGCACAACGGAAUGUACGGCAGUUUGGUUUACGCAUUUGAUCUUGGAUUGCGACGGGGUGAUGGUGGAUAGCGAAAGGGCGAGCUGCGAGUCGCUGCGGCUGGGCAUCUUGGAGGUCACGGGCUUUGACAUUCCCCAUGAUUUCCCCCAAGACUAUGUUGAGGUCUUCGGAAUGGACGUGAGGUCUUGCGUGGCGCACUACCGG
Messenger RNA from Astrephomene gubernaculifera, 491 nucleotides. Lineage: Eukaryota; Viridiplantae; Chlorophyta; Chlorophyceae; Chlamydomonadales; Astrephomenaceae. The record is from the annotation of a GenBank genome assembly.